Corythoichthys intestinalis (scribbled pipefish) is the source of this 1788-nucleotide messenger RNA. It is a transcript of the gene dcps, whose product is annotated as decapping enzyme, scavenger. Gene Ontology annotation, cellular component: P-body; nucleus. The record is from RefSeq and is a predicted model, not a curated record. Lineage: Eukaryota; Metazoa; Chordata; Actinopteri; Syngnathiformes; Syngnathidae. Gene Ontology annotation, molecular function: hydrolase activity; RNA 7-methylguanosine cap binding. Bases 95 to 1087 code for a protein of 330 amino acids. Gene Ontology annotation, biological process: deadenylation-dependent decapping of nuclear-transcribed mRNA. The transcript is spliced from 6 exons.
GCAAUAUUUCAUAUCUCCACGCUUUGUUGUGGUUCAGAGUGAAGUGUCUUUCUUUAAUAAACAAUCUUUGGACAUUGAGGACGCGGUGUAAAACAUGGCUGACCAUUCAACAAAACGUGAAAAUAAUGUAGCUGCAUCGGAUGAAUUAUCUCCAAAAGCUAAGAAGACAAAAACGGAGCAUGAAAAUGAUCGAGGAGAAAAUGGAAAUGAAUCUGGGAAAAGUGUCCUAUCAGGUUUUCAAACCGCUUCCGUUUUGAGUGAUUCUGCUAGGGAGAAAACCAUCUUCGUCCACGGAAAGCUUGCCGACCAGAAUGCUGUUGUCAUCCUGGAAAAGACACCCAUUAGAGAAGAAGCCCUGUCUGAAAUAUUCACUGCUUCGACCCUGGAGUUAGAUCUAAGGAAUGACAUUUACAGCACCUACCGUCUCCUGGCUCCACCUCACCUUAAUGAGAUCAAGGCGACUGUGGUAUGUCCAGCCACUGAUAAGCAUGUGAAGAAAUACCAGCGUCAGGAAAGCUUCCUGGUGGACGAGACUGCGGAUGACUAUGAGUCCAUCACGCUUCCUUUCAUUCAGAAGCAGAGUUUCAGUGUGCAGUGGGUAUAUAACAUCUUGGAGAAGAAGGCAGAGUCUGAGCGGAUAGUGUUUGAAGACCCAGACCCAAUGCUUGGUUUUGUCCUACUCCCGGACUUCAAAUGGGACCAGAAACAGGUGGAUAAUUUGUACCUGAUCGCUAUCACACAUCAGAGAAACAUCAAAAGUCUGAGAGACCUGACAUUGGAGCACUUACCACUCCUUCAAAACAUUUUACAGAAAGGAAAGGAGGCCAUCCUGCAACGCUACAGCCUCCCAGCCAGCAAGCUGAGAAUCUACUUGCACUACCAGCCUUCUUACUACCACCUUCAUGUCCACUUCACCAAGCUUGGCUAUGAGGCGCCGGGUUGCGGAGUAGAACGUGCCCACCUCCUCACAGAUGUCAUCCAGAACCUACAGUCCAAUCCACGUUUUUAUAAAACCAGGAGUCUAUCCUUCCCGCUGCGGGCAGAUGAUGGACUGCUCAGUCAAUUUAGAGAAGCCGGGAGAUUGUAAUGAUCCACCUGCUCAUAGACACAGUUUUUCCGAUCUAUUUUUGUAUGUUGAUCAUUUGUAAUUCAAAACUGUUCGCUCACUGGUGAGCAUGUACUUUUUAGCGGCAAAAAAUGUUUUUAUGUAACAGUUUGUUUUGUUCCACCUAUCCAUCCAUCAUGUAACACUUAAUCCGGGGGCGGGUCGCGGGGGCAGCAGCCCCAGCAGGGAAGCCUAGACCUCUCUCUCCCCAGCCACUUCAACCAGCUCCUCCGGUGGGAUCCCAAGGCAUUUCCAGGCCAGCCGAGAGACAUAGUCUCUCCAGUGUGUCCUGGGUUGUUCACAGGUCAUGUUUUGUUAUCUAGGCAAAUUCAUCGUGUAUGAAAACCUCAGGGCGGUUUCACACUAGCACGAGUUAUUUUUCUCAGUCUGCUUCUUUUUGUAAUGGAAUAAAUAGCUUCUGUGCCUAUUUGUUUUCUAUAGUUGCAGUUUUUGAACAUCUGUAUCUCAUAUAACUAAUGAUUCUAUUCAUCUUUGAAUAAAAAAUCAGUUUUGUACAUACUGAGGAAUGGAGAUAUUCAGUUUAAAAGUAUCUGCAAAUUGGACCUUUCAAAUCAUGUAAUGUUUUUCUAAUUGAAAGAUUUCAAGCGAAUUCGUGCUUAUUUUCUUAUUUCUUAUGUUUGUUUUGUUUGUUGUUGUUGUUUUUUUUUAAUAAAAUGUGCUAC